Paramisgurnus dabryanus is the source of this 972-nucleotide messenger RNA. RefSeq lists its product as uncharacterized. Lineage: Eukaryota; Metazoa; Chordata; Actinopteri; Cypriniformes; Cobitidae. The record is from RefSeq and is a predicted model, not a curated record.
AUGGAGACAUACCUUACUGGAGCCCUGAACGACACCAACUACGCUAAUGUUGCGGCUGAAAUUUGUGCUUUAAAUACAGCGAAUUUGUCUAACCUCCUGGAUAGCAUACCCAAUACAUCAGGGUUUCUAAGAAAUAACGAGAACGGGAUCUGUGCUACGGCUACUCAACACAACGAUGGUAGAUCUGGGAUACGCAAACCACUCUCGGAUUUGUCUAUCCUGGUGGAUAAUAUACCCCACACGACACGGGGUGGCCAUGGAUCACACAAAAGACAGAGAUCCAUUCAGGCCGUGAUUCACACACCAAGGGGCCAGCAUACAACUUUACGAAAUACUGAUGCAAAGAGACAACGAACGGUUCAGAGUGCGUCCCCCGUUUUGAAUGACAGAGUCAUCGCGAUCGAUAAUGUAGGACCGUUGGAGUCUGACGCUAGAACAUCUGGUCAAGGGUCGAACACACAUGACAUAGUAGAGAGCUUUGUAGAUUGGGAUGAGGAUCUGAUUAUCGCAUGGGACGCUUGUGAUUUUGAACUACAUACACCGGUGCAAUCACCAUCAGCGUCCAUGAAUGUACAAGAAACACCUGUGGCUUCCGAACAGACCCCAGAGUUAGGGGUGAAUCACAUAAACCAAGAAGACAACAAUUCUGAGGAUACAGAAUUGUUCCCAUAUGUUUUGACCCAGAACCUCGAUGUUCAAAGAAUCGUGGAUUCCGAACAGGACCCGGAGCCACUGCCUGGUAAUCAACAGGCCUAUAGAAACGAACUUGUGACUGAUGAACAGGUCACGGACAGCACAGGAAAUGAAGUGACUCCAGAAGAGCUCAAAGAAUUUUUUCAUUAUGUAUGGCACGAUUAUGUACAGUUUAAGCAGUUUGUAGUCGAUGGUUUUGCAAUCCAGGAUACAGAGCGAAGAAAACUGUUGGGGUUAAUCGCCGAAAUUAUCACUCUGUUAAAAAACACGACUUUGUAA